This is a messenger RNA of Fusarium coffeatum, 1215 nucleotides long. RefSeq lists its product as uncharacterized. The record is from RefSeq and is a predicted model, not a curated record. Gene Ontology annotation, biological process: branched-chain amino acid catabolic process; response to nutrient. Gene Ontology annotation, molecular function: catalytic activity. NCBI's taxonomy places the organism in Eukaryota, Fungi, Ascomycota, Sordariomycetes, Hypocreales, Nectriaceae. Bases 1 to 1215 code for a protein of 404 amino acids. The transcript has 2 exons.
AUGAAGCACUGUGUUAUCCACCAAUUCAAGAGAGCGCACGUCGUCAACUCUCGGUCGACUGCUCGGCUCUCACUUGCCUUGCCUGUAGGACGACGAAGUUACUCGACGCAUCCCCCCAAUGCCAGGCUAAACCUGCCCGUCGACUACGGCACGACGCCCCUCCUCGCGCAUAGCUCUCAGACAGCUCUAAGUCACAAGGAGCUUCCUGAGAAUAUUCGUAAUGGUCCGACAAAGAAGAUGAACCUAUUCCAAGCCAUAAACGAUGCUAUGGGUAUCUCUCUUGCCGAGGACGAAUCCGUCGUCAUUUUCGGAGAGGAUGUCGCAUUUGGUGGUGUCUUCAGAUGUACUAUGAACUUGGCUGAAACCCAUGGUGCCGAGAGAGUAUUCAACACUCCUCUCACAGAGCAAGGCAUUAUGGGUUUCGGUAUUGGUCUUGCUGCUGAGGGAAUGCGGCCUAUUGCCGAAAUCCAGUUUGCCGACUAUGUCUACCCAGCAUUUGACCAAUUGGUUAACGAGGCAGCCAAGUUCAGGUAUCGCGAUGGAUCCUGCGGCCGCAGUGUUGGUGGCUUAACUGUUCGAAUGCCCUGCGGUGGUGUCGGUCAUGGUGCUCUCUACCAUUCACAAUCUCCCGAGAGUUUGUUUACACAUAUUCCCGGACUGAAAGUUAUAAUGCCAAGGUCACCUGCCCAAGCCAAAGGUCUUCUCUUGGCAGCUAUCCGUAGCAACGACCCCUGUGUUUUCAUGGAACCCAAGAUCCUAUACCGCGCGGCUGUCGAACAAGUACCCACUGGAUCAUACGAACUCCCGUUAUCAAAAGCCGAAAUUCUGAAGGAGGGCAAGGAUGUCACCAUUGUUUCCUAUGGCCAACCUCUGUACCUUUGCUACAACGCUAUCAAGCAGGCAGAGCAGGACCUAGGUAUUUCCAUUGAGUUGAUCGAUCUGCGAACUUUAUACCCAUGGGAUAAGCAGACUGUUCUCCAGAGUGUCCGUAAGACAGGCCGAGUUAUGGUUGUCCACGAGGCUAUGGUAAACGCAGGUAUUGGUGCUGAAGUUGCCGCUACUAUUCAAGAGGACCACGACACUUUCUUGAGAUUGGAGGCACCUGUUGCACGAGUUGCAGGAUGGAGCAUCCACCAGCCCCUCCUAUACGAAAGGUUUAACCUUCCCGAUGUUGCGAGAAUUUAUGAUAAUAUCAAGAGGUUGUUGGAUUACUGA